GUUUUACUAUUAAAUUGUUUGUUAUUUAAAUCGUUGAGAAAAAUUGUGUUCAAAUUAACACCAAAUUCAAUCAGAUCUCUCACAUCUGAAUUCAUAUCCACAUUAGAGUUGUGCAGUGAUUGCGCGGAAUUGGGAGUUGUUUGGGAAAUACAUGGAAAUAUUGGUCUCGGAGUGACACUAUUCUUACUGUGCAUUUGGUUUGCCGAUGUGUUUGAAGACGCCGAGGCCUGUCCUUGCGGUCCCGUUGAGGACUGUUUACUUAAGGGACAGUCAUUCACAUCAAAGCAUAUAUUUCAAAAACUUUUGGGUCAAUUGUUAGCCGCUAUCGUCACCGAUAAAUAUACAAAAUGCAUUUGGUGUUGGCAUCUAAUGGCCCAACACUCACACCUUCAUGUGUCCAGAUGUGAGGCCGCACUUCAGGUGCCGAUUCUGUACGGAAUGGCUAUCGAAGGAUUUAUUACAUUUGUUAGCCGUUUAAUAGCGUUAGAGUCGUCUAAUUGGAGUCAAAAAGUGGCAGUUUAUGCCAAUUCUAGACCGACGAUGAGCUCAUCUCACGGCCGCUCCAAUGGCCAGCCCUUGUCUUUACCCCCGCGUUGGCUGAAGUGUCCGCGAAAGGGAGAUCUCAUCGCUGACAAAUUCAUACCAUUUAAGACACCAUUGGAUGACAAAUACAAGUCACAGAUACCGGCGACCGAUUUAUUCACGCCUCGAAUGCUUAUAUCCCUCAUCUCUAACUACAAAGUCAAAUUAGGUCUUUGGAUAGACUUGACAUUUACGGGACGUUUCUAUGAUAAGGCACUCGUCGAGCAAACGGACGUCAAUUACUGCAAAUUCCAGUGUAAAGGACACGACGAGUGUCCGACCGAAGAACAGACGCAACUGUUUGUCAACUGUUGCUAUAACUAUAUCGCAAAGAAUCCGUUGCACGUGAUUGGCGUCCACUGCACCCACGGCUUCAAUCGCACGGGUUUUCUAAUCAGCGCUUUUCUCAUUGAGAAACACGACUGGAGUGUUGAGGCGGCCGUCAGUGCGUUCGCCAGAGCGCGACCGCCCGGCAUAUACAAGGAGUCAUAUCUGCGCGAACUGUUCCGCCGGUACGGCGAUGUGGAGGACACACCGCCCGCUCCACCGCUGCCCGACUGGUGCUCCGAAUCGGACGACACCGACGACGACGGGAACGCCAUUAAUAAACACAAUAACAAUAAUAACGCAAACAAUUCUCAAUCAAAUAAUUACAAGAAUCAAAGGAAGACAUUUAUGGAGGGCGUGGAAGGCGUCACUAUAUUGGCCGACAUGAAUAUCGCGCGCGCUAUUCAGCAAACGUGUCAACACUUGUGCCACUUUAAAAGGGGAGGGUUUCCCGGCUCUCAGCCGGUGUCGAUGGAUAUGCAUAAUCUGGGUUUACUGUCCACUCGUGAAUAUAUGGUGAGCUGGAAAGCCGACGGAACCCGUUAUAUGCUUUACAUUAAGGACGAGAAGGAAAGCUAUUUCAUCGAUCGCGACAACACUCUCUUCAAGAUCUCUGGCGUCAAGUUCUUUAAGCGCAAGGAAUUUCCCAACCAUUUGGUGAACACACUAUUGGAUGGAGAGAUGAUUGUGGAUGAAGUGAAGGGCCAGAAGAUCGCCCGAUAUCUCAUAUACGAUAUCAUCUCAUUCGAGGGCCAAGAAGUGGGCGGAACCGACUUCAGGCGUCGUAUGCUGUGUAUCGAGAAGGAAGUGAUUGGUCCGCGCGAGAGGGCAAAGGUUGAGGGUGUGAUCGAUAGGACUAAAGAGCCGUUUGGUGUUCGUAAAAAGGAUUUCUGGGAACUUCGCGACACGUAUAAGAUAUUCGAAGAGAAAUUCACACGGAAUCUGAGCCACGAGAUCGAUGGCCUCAUCUUCCAACCCGUGCCCGACUCAUACAUUCCCGGACAAUGCGAUCUAACACUCAAAUGGAAACCUCCGUCACUUAAUUCGGUGGACUUCCGACUGAAGAUCAUUUUGGACGACAGGCCGGGAAUGUUGAGGAAACUGAUGGGAAACCUAUACGUGGGAGGACUCGACCUCCCGUUCGCUACCAUGAAAGUGACGAAAGACCUGAAACAAUAUGACAAUAAGAUUGUUGAAUGUAAUUUCGAUGUCGCGAUCCAACAGUGGGUAUUCAUGAGAGAGCGAACCGACAAGUCUUUCCCCAAUAGUCACCGAACGGCGACUUCCGUGUGUCAGUCGAUGUUAAGGCCGAUCACUAAAGAAGUAUUAUUUGAUUACAUCGAUCGCAACGCCGUUAGAGGCUCUAAGCGUGACUUUAACGACCACUCGGGGAAUAGUGGUAAUAGUGCCGAACGGACACUAAUGCCGCCACCGAUGAAAGCGCCCAGAAAAUGACCAUAACGUGUAAUUUAUUAAUUUAAGCCAAAAUUAGUUUAUAAUUUGUAAACAUUGAUUAUAAAUUAAUUUGCGAUUUAGUAUAAUUUAAUAAAACAUAUGAUUUUCAUUUUUUAUUUUUAAAAAUAUA
Messenger RNA from Medioppia subpectinata, 2494 nucleotides. The record is from the annotation of a GenBank genome assembly. NCBI's taxonomy places the organism in Eukaryota, Metazoa, Arthropoda, Arachnida, Sarcoptiformes, Oppiidae.